AUGCUUCUUGUUCCUCCACACAGCGGACACAUCUUCUCAUUAUCUGCACACUACGUGCCAAAACACGGUAUCGCCAUCUCUUCUUUGACUGCACCAAUCCGAUGCUUCUGGUCGAUAGCAAAGCCUUAUGUGAGGGUAACAAGCGAAAUCGUGGUUAGGCAGGCCACCUGCGUUACACAACCUGAUCUCGAUCAAUCAAGCCUUGCAUUGUUCUUGAUCCUUGGCUUCACUGAUUGCAGAGGGCCUGUGCAAACUUCGGUUGUCCCCACCAGGACACCGUAA
Molecule: messenger RNA, 282 nt
Organism: Protopolystoma xenopodis
Lineage: Eukaryota; Metazoa; Platyhelminthes; Monogenea; Polystomatidea; Polystomatidae
Source: the annotation of a GenBank genome assembly